Molecule: messenger RNA, 1071 nt
Organism: Nematolebias whitei (Rio pearlfish)
Lineage: Eukaryota; Metazoa; Chordata; Actinopteri; Cyprinodontiformes; Rivulidae
Product: forkhead box protein P1-B-like
Exons: 12
Coding region: 1-1071 (356 amino acids)
Biological process (GO): regulation of transcription by RNA polymerase II
Cellular component (GO): nucleus
Molecular function (GO): DNA-binding transcription repressor activity, RNA polymerase II-specific; RNA polymerase II cis-regulatory region sequence-specific DNA binding
Source: RefSeq, a predicted model, not a curated record
AUGCCCAUAAACCUGGUGUCGCCACAUUCAUCAGGAAGUCAGGCGUGGAGCAGAAUGGAAGACACAAUAAGGGAUAAGCACCAGAGGCCAUCCGUUCUUCAUCAAGUUCCUCAAACAUCUUCCAGACAACAACGAGUACACUCAGAGAACAGUGCAGCUGUCUUUCUUUGUAAGGAGGAGGAAGAAACAGGCCAUCUUCCUUCGCCAUCUCCACUCCCCAUGGAGUCUGUACGACCGAACCUUCACCUCCUUCCAUCAGGCAGAGGUGAUCCAAAACCAGCUUCAAUCCAGGCCAGGCUUCAUGAUGGCAUUGGUGAGGGGACCAACGCUCUGUUUGUGAGUGGUCUGUGCUGCUGGCCAGGCUGUGGUGCAGUACUGGAAGAUUUCUCCAGUUUCUUAAAUCAUCUCCGUUCUGAACACAGACAUGGUGAAAGAAGUAUUGGUCAGUGGAGGGUCCAGCAGGACAUUGUUCAGUAUAUGGAACAACAGCUUGUUCUAGAAAAACAGAAACUCGUUGCGAUGCAAUUUCACCUCUCUGAACACAGAUACUCUGAGAUGAAGGUAACAUCCAAUUGGUCUUACCGUCUUCCUUUGUUGCUGCCGUCCUCUCAGCUGACCAAUGUGGACAGAGUGCAGCCAUGGAGCGUGACCCAUGUGGAUGAGUUAGUCCAGUGUAGUCACACAGCAACUGGUUCUGACCAUCUUCUCCCAGAUUUGGUCCCGACUAUUGAAUGCUACAAAUACAGCAACAUCAGGCCACCCUACACCUACGCUUACUUGAUAAGAUGGUCCAUCCUGGAGUCUACAGACAAACAGCGGUCUCUGAAUGAAAUCUACAACUGGUUCACCACCAUGUUCUUCUACUUCAGAUACAACACUGCUACAUGGAAGAAUGCUGUUCGUCACAACCUCAGCCUUCACAAGUGUUUUGUGCGUGUUGAGGGAGGAAAAGGAGCUGUGUGGACAGUAGAUGAAAGAGAAUACCAGAGAAGGAAGGGACAGAAAUACCACAGGGACUGUCCUUUGAAGUGGCUCACUUCCUACUCUCAUUACUGUCCUAAAGAUCCAUAA